AUGGAUCGAGUGCAGGCAUUCGGCAAGACCUUCAGCGCGAGCUUUACGCCCUUUGCGCAGCGUACCCAGCAGUUGAUCAAGGAGCAGCUGGGCCAGGCCGAGGACAAGACCCAGCUCCCAGAUGAAUACAUCGAACUCGAGAAGCGCGUCGAUGCGCUCAAGCUUGUCCACCAGAAGCUGCUGCAGGUGACCUCGCAAUACUCCAACGAGGCCUACGACUACCCGCCCAACAUCCGCGAGUCCUUCAACGACUUGGGCCGCACCAUCAACGAGAAGGUCACCCUCCUCUCGCAGGCCAGCUCCCCCGCCGAAGCCCAAGCCGCCCUGACCGCGCCGCCAGCCGCCAAGCCGCAGCCCAAGACCUUCAACCAUGCGAUCGCGCGCGCCUCGCUUGCUGGCUCCCAGACCCUGGUGCAGAGCUCUGAGCAUGAGGAUCCGCUCGCCACCGCGCUGGAGAAGUACGCCCUGGCUGAGGAACAGGUCGGUGAGGCCCGUCUCGCCCAGGAUGCGCAGAUCCAGUCUCGCUUCCUGGCUGGCUGGAACACCACGCUGAACACCAAUCUGAUGUUCGCCACGAAGGCGCGCAAGAACGUCGAGAACGCGCGUCUCACGCUGGACUCGAUCAAGGCCAGCAAGAAGGCUGCUGCCCACGGUGACCUAGAUAACCUGAGCGAGGAUGCUCGUCAGGAGAUUGAGCAGGCGGAGGAUGAGUUCGUGGGUCAGACUGAGGAGGCUGUGAGCGUGAUGAAGAACGUCCUUGAUACCCCCGAGCCCCUGCGCAACCUGGCCGAUCUGAUCGCUGCUCAGCUGGAGUUCCACAAGAAAGCCUACGAGAUUCUGAGCGAGCUCGCUCCCUCAGUGGACGCGCUGCAGGUCGAGCAAGAGGCCAGCUACCGCAAGAGCCGUGAAGGCGCAUAA
Messenger RNA from Penicillium canariense, 918 nucleotides. Its product is annotated as BAR domain-containing protein. The transcript has 5 exons. Bases 1 to 918 code for a protein of 305 amino acids. NCBI's taxonomy places the organism in Eukaryota, Fungi, Ascomycota, Eurotiomycetes, Eurotiales, Aspergillaceae. The record is from RefSeq and is a predicted model, not a curated record.